CGCCAGCCUUGGCUCCGCGCAGCUAACAGGAUCGAGGCUGGACGCCGCGUGACCCGCCCGGGCCUGAGUGGGGGCGGACGGCGCCUUCUUGGUCCUUUUUGCCUCUAACAGCGGCGCUGGGGUAGUCGGAGCCAGCGACUGGGAAACAGCUGCAUUCCGGCUACCCCUCCUUGGCCUGGCUGGGCGGUCAGAGGCUGGGCUGCCAAGAUUACUGUUUUUGGGGACCGCUGCAGCCCACGCCCACCUAAUAGACUCUUUACUACACGUGGUAGGGUCAAAGCCGCUAAAUGUCCAAGACCAUGGCGAUGAACCUUCUGGAGGAUUGGUGCAGGGGAAUGGAAGUGGACAUCCACAGGUCCUUGUUGGUCACAGGCAUCCCAGAGGACUGUGGCCAAGCAGAAAUUGAAGAGACCUUGAAUGGGGUCCUCUCCCCACUGGGCCCGUACCGCGUGCUCAACAAGAUUUUUGUGAGGGAAGAGAAUGUUAAAGCUGCCCUCAUUGAGGUUGGUGAAGGUGUGAAUCUGAGCACCAUCCCCCGUGAAUUCCCAGGAAGGGGUGGUGUCUGGAGAGUGGUCUGUAGAGACCCUACCCAGGAUGCUGAGUUUUUAAAAAAUCUGAAUGAAUUCCUGGAUGCCGAGGGACGCACCUGGGAGGAUGUGGUCCGCCUGCUCCAGCUCAACCACCCCACACUGUCCCAGAACCAGCAUCAGCCGCCAGAGAACUGGGCAGAAGCUUUGGGGGUGCUUCUGGGAGCGGUGGUACAGAUCAUCUUCUGCAUGGAUGCUGAGAUCCGCAGCCGGGAGGAAGCCAGGGCCCACGAGGCUGCUGAGUUCGAGGAGAUGACAGCCUGGGCUUUAGCAGCAGGGAGGAAGGUCAAGAAAGAACCGGGGCUUGCAACAGAGGUGGGUUCUGCCUUAAAGACGGAGAACCCCAACAACUGGAAUGCCAUGGAAGACCAGCAUGACCCUCCCAAACCUUUGGUUCGCAAGGCUGGAGCUAAGACUCGCUCCAGGAGAAAGAAGCAGAAGAAGAACCCCAAGCAGGAAGCAGUGCCCUGGAAAAAACCCAAAGGCAUCAAUUCCAACAGCACGGCCAACUUGGAGGAUCCUGAGGCGGGUGAUGCUGAAAGCAUGGCAAUCUCAGAGCCGAUCAAGGGCAGCAGAAAGCCCUGUGUGAAGCAGGAGGAGUUGGCUUUGAAGAAGCCCAUGGCGAAAUGUGCCUGGAAGGGUCCCAGAGAGCCAUCUCAGGAUGCCCGGGCAGAAGCCGAGAGCCCAGGAGGUGCCUCUGAGUCAGACCAAGAUGGUGGCCAUGAAAGCCCACCAAAGAAGAAGGCCAUGGCCUGGGUCUCCGCCAAGAACCCCAUGAGGAAGAAGAAGAAGGUGAGCUUGGGCCCUGUCUCUUAUGUCUUGGUCGACUCAGAAGAUGGCAGGAAGAAGCCGGUGAUGCCAAAGAAAGGGCCGGGCUCAAGAAGGGAGGCAUCAGUUCAGAAGGCCCCUCGAGGCCAGCAGUCUGCCGAGGCAACAGCCUCAACUUCUAGGGAUCUGAAGGCCAAGCCAGAAGGCUCUCCUCGGCGUGCCACCAAUGAAUCCAGAAAGGUUUGAUCUGGGGGACCACCAGUACUGAGGAGUUGAAAGAACAAGGAAGAAGUUCCAAGUCAACCAAGUUUUCUCUUGUCACUGAAUAAAAUAAGACUUUGGACUCUCUUAGGGACCCUGUUGAUAGAGAUCUGGCUCUGAGGUAAAUGAUAGGUGAGGUCUUGGGUGGGAGGGAGUUGGGGAAGGGUGGUAGACCUCUAUGCCCUUUUCUCUACCAGGCCUGCCAUUUCACCACCUCCUCUACUCACCUUCCCUUCGGAGUCAGGAGAGUUGGUAAGAAGAUUGGGAAAAUUCUAGAACAUUCAUUCCCCUUCAUGCAUGAGCAGGGUCACUGUUACACUCAUCCAUGUUCAGCCUUUCUCCUGCAUGCCUCGCUCCCUACUCGGAAUGGUCAGCGACCUCUGCAGGCCCUGGCGUUUGGAAGAGCUGGGUGGCCCUGCCGUAUUCUCCCUCCUGCCUUUCUCUCGUGUAACCAGCGGGGUAAGUUAAGCCAGGACCUUCACUGCAAACCUGGCUUCAUUGCCCCUUCAGUCUCCAGCUUCCAUCCUCCAGUUAUCUAGCCAGGAGGUCCCAAGAGUUAGUUUUAGAGAAAAAGAAUGUCUGCCUAGACCUCGAAGUCUUUGAGUUUUAGAGUCUGUUAGUAAAAAUGGCACUUUGAUUCCCAUUUGGGAUGAGCCCUCUCAGGAAUCCUGUGGGGAAGCGGGGUGAUUGUAGGGAAGGAUGCAGGUAUUCCUAGAUCCUCAGCUGUAAUUCCAUCCAUCUACCAAACUGUCACCAUCUUUGCACCAAACGUCACCAUCUUUGUAGCAGAAGGUCACUACUCACGUUAUAUAUAAGUAAGAGGGGAAAGAAUAUUUUAAAACUUGGCUGUUGGCUGGGCGUGGUGGCUCACGUCUGUAAUCCCAGCACUUCGGGAGGCCGAGGUGGGUGGAUCACAAGGUCAGGAGUUUGAGACCAGCCUGACCAACAUGGUGAAACCCCACGUCUACUAAAAAUACAAAAAGUAGCCGGGCGUGGUGGCGCGCGCCUGUAAUCUCAGCUACUCAGGAGGCUGAGGCAGAAGAAUUGUUUGAAUCCGGGAGGCGGAGGUUGCAGUGAGCCGAGAUUGCGCCACAGCACUCCAGCCUGGCGGCAUAGUGAGACUCUGUCUCAAACAA
Messenger RNA from Mandrillus leucophaeus (drill), 2752 nucleotides. It is a transcript of the gene PNMA8A, whose product is annotated as paraneoplastic Ma antigen family-like 1. The coding region runs from base 288 to 1601 and encodes 437 amino acids. The record is from RefSeq and is a predicted model, not a curated record. NCBI's taxonomy places the organism in Eukaryota, Metazoa, Chordata, Mammalia, Primates, Cercopithecidae. The transcript is spliced from 3 exons.